Bactrocera dorsalis (oriental fruit fly) is the source of this 3600-nucleotide messenger RNA. RefSeq names its product neural cell adhesion molecule 1 (gene fipi). Bases 835 to 2283 code for a protein of 482 amino acids. The transcript has 7 exons. Gene Ontology annotation, cellular component: neuron projection. Lineage: Eukaryota; Metazoa; Arthropoda; Insecta; Diptera; Tephritidae. Gene Ontology annotation, molecular function: protein binding. The record is from RefSeq and is a predicted model, not a curated record.
UUCAAACAUUUCAGCACCUUUGCCGGCAACGGAAGAAGCUCAACAAACAACACAAGCCAACCCCAAGGGAACGAAGAUAACGCGGCCUAUUGGCGACUUGUUUAUUGUUGUUUGCUUAUAUUGUAGACUCGUGCAUGCUUAUAUACAUAUGUGAACGAAAGUGAAUAACCAAACUAGUAAAAACGUAUGUGUUCAUACAUACAUAUGUGUAUGUGUAUGGGUGACACUUGAUGGUAUGAAAAGAAAAAUUAUGAAAAUAUUCUUUGCGGGCAGCACAAGUUAGUAGUCAGUUGGGUUUAGUCAGUGUAACGGUUAUAGUGUCAAAUAAAGUGUAAAGGCUGUGAAAAGCAUUAGUGAAGAUUUACUUUUGAUUAUUGUAUGUAUGUAUAUGUGUGAGUAACUGCUAUACUUAGGAAUUUUGGUAAGCUUCAAACGAAGUUUGAGUGAAAAUUAACUAAGCUUACAUAACAAAGUGCCAAGUGACAAUAAUUUUUGGUGGCGCCAGUGUGGUUAACGGUAGUUUACGGCGUUUAGUGUAUUCACUAUAUAUUUUAGUAGUUUUUAACGGUUUCUUGUGCCAUAAAUCGUAAAAUAAAAGUGCGUGAUUUAAUUACAUGUCUUAAUUAAGUGUAUUGGCUUUCUAAAUUUAUUUUAAAAAUUAAAAAAAAAAAUCCAAGUCUACCGUUUCAUAAAUCCACCUUACUCUCGUGUUCGUGUUUAUUGAUCGUUUAUCUUUGCAACUUUUACGAAAACAAACAACAACACCACCUAUACCACACUAAUCACAAGCAGCAGCAGCAAGCAACAACAACAAUAACUACAAACGCCGCGACAAUGAAGCAUCUAAUUGGAUUAUUACUAAAUUUGGCUGCCAUAACAGCUACCGUGCUGGGCAGUCGCCAUGAUAUGCUUUCGCUUAGUCCUUCCGAUUACGAGCUGGUGCGCUACACAAACGAUUCACUGUUGGUACAAUGCCGCAGCACGACAACGGAGUCGCAGCUGGUGUGGCGCUCGCCAAAAGGCGAAAUAAUUAAGGAGCACAAAGGACGCAUACACAUCGAGCAAAGUGCGCCAGAUCAACUGACAAUUGUUUUCACACACAUUUCGCUGGGCGACAAGGGCAAGUGGCGCUGCGAAGAUGCCAACGGUGAUAGAGCGGAAAAAUAUUUCGAGCUCAUUGUCUAUCAAAAAAUCGCUUUCACCGAGAACUUCACCAUUCUCACCGUGAAGGAGGGCAAGGAUGCGUUCAUACGUUGCGAGGUGAAGGGCGAACCGCAACCAAAUGUCACUUGGUAUUACAACGGACAGCCAAUUAUUGUUGAAUCAUUUACGGGCAACACAACGAAAUUCCAAAUACUGGCUGACGGAUUACAGGUCCGCAAGGUAACGCAGAACGACACCGGCGAGUAUACGUGCCGCGCCUACCAAGUGAACACAAUCGCAUCGGACAUGCAGGAGCGCACCAUUUUGAUGAAAAUCGAACAUAAACCAAUCUGGCGAUACAGCCAACACAUACCGGUGCAGUAUGUCUACCCGAACGGAAGUGUGACCAUAGCGUGCGAGGCAAUCGCUGAGCCGCCAGCCAAUUUCACCUGGUACAAGAAUGGCAACAAGAAACGUUUGCAUAACGACAAACACCACGCCAUCGAGAAGGAUUACUAUGCAUCCACGUUGACGAUUCAUGCGCGCAACGAUGACGUAUUCGACACGUACCGCUGCCUGGCCGAAAAUCAGUUAGGCGCCAUCGAACGCAACACCGUACUGAAGCGUGGCGUGAAGCCACCACCACCCAGCGUACUACAAUUGCGUGGCUUCAAUUCGAACACAUUCGAUGUGGAUGUUGGUUCGGUGCGAGUCUCGCCGGCACGCACCGCUCCGUCAACAACGGAACAAUUGAUGGAGGUGAACGGUUUUCGUAUUGAAUAUAUGACUGAGUAUGAAUUCAAGUCGGAUGGCGGCAAAUGGACAAAUGCUAAACGGAGGGACUUUCCGUUCGAAGAUGGCGCAACUUUCCUCAUCAACAAUCUGGAAGCCAAUACCACCUACUUGAUGCGUGCCGCCACCAAAAACUUAGCCGGUCUCAGCGAUUAUACGAAAGUCGAAAAAUUCCACACACUCUCCAAUGAGCCGAAAUCCGCGUCCGCGCGUCUCGAGCACUUGACUGCCACACAGUUGUUGUGCAUAUCACUGGUGGCGUUGUUGUUGUGUAAGGAAUUAUCUUUCGGCUUUCAACCUGUGAGCAGUAUAACGAAGUUGCAACGCGCUGCCGGUGUGCGUUGGUGAAGCAAAUGUGGCGCCAUUAAUUAUAGAGCAGUGAGGAUCUACGCCAGCAGCAGCAGCGACAGCUUUCUUCUGGGUGAAAGCUUGGUAGGAAAGUAAGGUAUGGGUUUCAAGUUAUAUAUACACAUGACAAUAGUAUUAUGUGUAAAAUGUUCGUUUAGAAUUAAGGGUUAAAGGCUACGAAGAGUUUAUAUUUUACUUAGUUGAAAUACACACACCAAAUAAUGGAAAUAUACAAAACGGAAAUAUUUUAAUUAAAUUAAUAAAAAAUAUAUAUACGCUGACGUUUACAUAAAAAAAUGUUGAUGCUUAUGAAAAAAACAUAAUAACUGUAUAUUUACAUAAACAUUCCAUUUGCAUGGCAUAAGCAUUAAUAUACGAUAAUAAAUGGCGAAAUAUUUGGACUCCGUGUUUAGCUGUUAAUCGAUAUGAAAGGAAAUCGCUUGCAGUACUUUAUAUAUACUAUAACAUAAAUUUUAUAUUAUAUACUCUUAUAAAUAAAACAAAAUUUAUGUGUACAUUGCCGCUGACAUUAAUUAUAUAAUUAUAAUUAAAUAUAUGCGCGAAUUUCGUAGCGAUAAUAGUCCUGCUGAAAUCUCUCGCAGACUCACAAGUAUCAGUUUUCUUUUUAAAAAUCAUUGGAAAUAUUUUUUGCUUAGUUUAGUUUAAAAUUAUUUUUUUCUAAAUAUUGGAUUUUCUUUUGCGUUUUUUGAUUAUAAUUUUUUUUUUACAUCUUACUUUAUAUUUGACAUUUCAUUAACAAUCCUUAAUCAUGUUUGCGAGUUUAUUAAAGUGACUUUUUAUACAAUUAAUUUUUAUGUAAAAAAUAUUUAAAAAAAUUUUCUCUACUUUGCUCUAUUUUAACUACGUGUCUUCUUUUUUUGUAAAAAUCUGGGAUAUUUUCUCAUUUUGGUAUUUAAGACCAUCCAAAAAAAAAAAAAAUAAAUCCCAAAGUGUCAAAACGUCAAUAUAAGUUUUAUACCUAAGAAUAUCAGUUGAUUUAAUCAUGUAUUAUAUAUAUUUCAAAUUUUUUAUAACUUUAAAAUUUUUUAAAAAUAAUUUUUAUUAGUACAAUAUAUAUUUUUUAACAUACAUAUACUAUUAGAAAUAGCCACAAAACGUUUAUUUGGUGUGACUUUCAUAUUCCACAAACGAUACCGUCUUGCAAACGAACACUCAUUUAUGUACAUAUACCUAAGCAUAGCUCUUUAUUAAUAAAAAACAACAGUUUCCCUUAAUGAAUUGGAAUUCAUUUCUAAUUUCUACUGUUAUUUUAAGUGAAAAUUAAUACUUUUUAUGAUGAUGUGAGUUUGAAGAGCU